Molecule: messenger RNA, 759 nt
Organism: Penicillium canariense
Lineage: Eukaryota; Fungi; Ascomycota; Eurotiomycetes; Eurotiales; Aspergillaceae
Product: type 1 glutamine amidotransferase
Exons: 3
Coding region: 1-759 (252 amino acids)
Cellular component (GO): cytosol; nucleus
Source: RefSeq, a predicted model, not a curated record
AUGCGCCCUCCGCUUCGGAUCGCCGUCUUGGAAUGUGACACCCCGCUUCCCAACACCAAUUGCCGUUACAACGGAUAUGGAGGCGUCUUCACUGCUCUUCUUACAGCGAGUGCGAAGGCGCUCAAUCACCUCGACCGGCUCGGCCCGGAGACAGGCCUUCAAAUAUCAAAAUGGGACAUCGUGAGCGGAACGGAAUACCCCAAGCUGGAGGAUAUUGAUGCCGUGCUCCUCACUGGCUCAAAACAUAACUCAUUUGAAGAUGUGCCAUGGAUCAACCGCCUUGUGGAAUUCACCCAGUCAGUCCUGGCGCAGGACCGCGUCCGCCUGCUCGGAAUCUGCUUCGGACACCAGAUCGUGGGCCGCGCGCUGGGCGUGAAGGUGGGACGAAGUAAUCAAGGCUGGGAGAUCGCGGUUUGUGGAAUGGACUUGACCGAGAAGGGAAAGGAGCUAUUUGGGCUGGACAGGAUCCGCAUCCAGCAAAUGCAUCAAGAUAUCGUCUUCGACUGCCCUCCGGGUGUCGCCCUUCUUGGUUCCUCGCCCCGCUGUGCCGUUCAGGGCAUGUACUCCCCUGGCCGCUUUAUCACCGUCCAAGGCCAUCCAGAAUUUACUCAAGAGAUCGAGACCGAAAUCAUCCAGACUCGAACCAAGGCGGGUGUCUUCAGUGAGGACCAAGCACUGGAGGCACUGAGCAGGACAGGUAAUGAGCACGAUGGGGUUUCCAUCGGGGCGACAUUCCUCAAGUUUCUACGGGAGGAUUAA